This is a messenger RNA of Pseudovirgaria hyperparasitica, 1191 nucleotides long. Its product is annotated as kinase-like protein. The transcript is spliced from 3 exons. Bases 1 to 759 code for a protein of 252 amino acids. Lineage: Eukaryota; Fungi; Ascomycota; Dothideomycetes; Acrospermales; Acrospermaceae. The record is from RefSeq and is a predicted model, not a curated record.
AUGGCCGCCAGCUCACUAGCCCUAAACGUACUAUUCUGUCACAACAUCUGCAUCAAAUCUGGAGAACUGCGCUCGAACACGGAAGCAAACACCCAGCGAUUCAUUGCCAAGCACACGUCCAUUCCCGUCCCGGCAGUCCAUCACGCGUUCGCACAUGGCGGCAAGACAUACAUUCUCAUGGAGAGAAUCCAUGGCGACACCCUAGGUUCGAAAUGGACGUCGUUGUCAGAGGCAUCGCGAUCAGCAAUCUUACUGCAGUUGAAAUGCAUGCUUGAGGAGCUGCGGGGCCUCGUUCCCCCAUCCGAGGGCAUCGCGAAUGUAGACGGUGGGCCGCUGCACGACUGCCGGCUGCCGUUCAAGCCAUCCUGGGGCCCAUUCGAUACCGUCUCCGACUUCCAUCUUACACUCCGGAAUGAUGUGACUUCUGCUGCACUAGAUCAUGAAGCGUGCUCGCUUGACCCCGUCUGUAUCGCAGAUGUAAAACGAAUAAUCGCGUUUCACGACUCAGUCGUUCAUCGACCGGUCUUCACACAUGGAGAUCUCAAUCCCCGCAAUAUACUUGUUCGCGACGGCAAGAUAGUUGCAAUCAUAGACUGGGAGACUGCUGCGUGGAUGCCCUACUAUUGGGAGUAUACCACGAUACGACAGGAUGUGAUGCGGAAUACUUGGUGGCAUCGCGAAGUGCAUAAAUUUUUGCAACCAUACGAAUCGGAAUAUGCAAUGGACAGCCUGAGGCGUCAAUAUUUUGGGGAACUAUAGUUGUCCGAAACUAUCCUUAAGCAACUAUCUCCUUGUUUUCAAUCGCGUCCCAGGUUGCUAUCUUAUCAUUGUUAAAGUCUCCUUGUCCGUCGAAGCGAUGCUCCAUAGUCUUUUUGGUCACAUACCACAUACUAAUGCUCCUUGCUCUCUCCCAGUCGGCGAGGCGAGUUCCUAGUGCCGCUCUGUCUGCCAUCGCAGCAUUAAAGGCUUCUUGAAUCCACCAAACACAGUUCCAAGCUUGGAAGCCGUCUUGUCCGGCACGAAUAGGUGUGGCGGCAAAAACGCGUCUCAGCCGGUCAAGAUUUUCAACUUUUCCUAUCAAUACUCGAACAAGUAUCAUCGCCGUGGGCAUGGUAGAGAUCUCGCGGUCCUCAAACGCCCACGUAGUAUAUGGAGUGCCUUCAAUAAAUUGCACAGACUCCUUCACAUGAC